Molecule: messenger RNA, 351 nt
Organism: Brassica napus (rape)
Lineage: Eukaryota; Viridiplantae; Streptophyta; Magnoliopsida; Brassicales; Brassicaceae
Exons: 1
Coding region: 1-351 (116 amino acids)
Source: RefSeq, a predicted model, not a curated record
AUGGAAGUUUUCAUGGAUGACUUUAGCCUCUAUGGGAACUCAUUUUCUGUAUGUUUGUCAAACUUGUGCAGGGUCCUUCAGCGGUGUGAAGAGAAGCAUCUCGUGCUAAAUUGGGAGAAGUGUCACUUCAUGGUGCGAGAUGGGAUUGUUCUAGGUCACCAAAUCUCAGAAAAAGGAAUCGAAGUGGACAAAGCAAAGAUAAAGGUGAUGAUGAGUUUACAGGCUCCAAACUCUGUCAAAGGAAUCAUGAGUUUCCUCGGACAUGCUGGUUUCUACAGAAGGUUCAUCCAGGACUUCUCCAAAAUCGCAAGACCACUCACUCGACUGCUCUGCAAAGGAGACAAAAUUUGA